Molecule: messenger RNA, 4135 nt
Organism: Dermacentor andersoni
Lineage: Eukaryota; Metazoa; Arthropoda; Arachnida; Ixodida; Ixodidae
Product: protein tyrosine phosphatase domain-containing protein 1-like
Biological process (GO): protein dephosphorylation; cilium assembly
Molecular function (GO): protein tyrosine phosphatase activity
Source: RefSeq, a predicted model, not a curated record
GCAAAGCUCGGGAGAGAAGGGUGACGGAGGGCGAGGGCCAGGACAUCGAAAUCCUUUCAGGGCAAGCAGCAAAGUCAAGGUCGGCAGAGGCGCAGCGAGGGAAACGCACCGCCUAUAAUGAGCGCGCCGCGGAAUUCCUCUGUCCCGAGGUCGUGGCUUGAAAGAGUGGAUAAUAGAAAUAGUAGAGCAAGCGUACACGCUCCAGCAAAGCCAGAGCUUUUUGCACGUACAUAUAUACACAGCGGCAGACCGCACCGCGCGCCUCGGUUCGCCACAUCUGAAGGCAUUCGCGCAGUUCGUUCCUCGUUCACGUUAGCUACGCGGCUCUUUAAAGAGAGGCAUACGAAAAGGAGCGGAACACAUGCGGCGUUGAAGAAUAAGAGAGCGUGUUAUGCUGGCAUUAAAAAAAAAAGAAAGGAAAAGAAAAGCAAGUAAUGAUGUGUAACUAGAAGGGGAAAGGGAGAGAGAGCAUCAUUCGAAAGGAAAGAGAACAGGAAAGCCUACGCGUCGAUAUAUACGCGUCCAAACGUUGCGGCACUCCAUACAAAGGAAGGUUGCCCCUGGUAACCGCUGUGGGGCCCACCGCGCGUCGUGGCGUCAACGAACCACGUGGUUCGGUCAGUUUCACUUUCCCGUCGCCCUUGGGAGUCGAAAGGGGAAAAAAGGUAGCAGAGCCACAGGGACAGAAGAAGGAUGAGAGAGGGCAGGAAGAGAAGAAGGGAGAGUAGUAUAGGUGUUUGGAGCGUGCGUUCAGCCUGAGCACGCUGCAGUCGCGGCUGCCGUCAGAGGCGUGUGUACCGGUGUGGCGAGCGUCGUUGCGGAUCUUCGUUUCGUGGAGUAAAGCCCGUCUGGCAGCGUUGCGACGGCGUGUGUUAUGUUGUGCUCGAAGGGAGGAGGGCCGUAGCAAUUGGCUUCCCGUACGUGUGUUGAAAGGUAGCCACUGACAACUGUCAAGGUUCUAUAGACCGAAGAAGCAUCGCGGACAGGUAGAGCCAGGUACUGGUGCUUGGACUGCCUACGGUGCAGGAUUUUAUCGCGUGCUAGACGAGCUGUCACAGCGGACGUGUUCGAUGCUUUCAGCCUGCCAGCGUCGCGCGUGCUCUUGACAAAAACGCCCGUCAGAGAUUCAUCGGCCCACCGUCCACCGUGUCGGAGACUGGCAGACUAAGUUUCGCUCGCUCGCAGACUGUCAAGCCGCCGAAGCUCGCAAGACGGGUCUCAUUAAACGCGGUCAUCUGGUUCAAGUGCACGUUUCGUGACGCUAACCGAAAGAAGAAGAAGAGGGGGGCAUCGGUUCGUUCGAUAUCGUCGAGCAAGUCUCGAAGCCUCACGCGCCUUCAGUCCUGGUAUAGUCAGCGGCAGUCGACGUGUGGUGUGCGGAGGAUGCCCGCGUAGGCUGCGCAGUCGUCAUGCCGGCCCUGCGCGGUCGACGGUGCCGAACCGCCGAGAGUGACCGGCACAGCUCUAGUAUGCCAUGAGCGAGGACUUGGAGGCUGCCCUGCCGCCUACAGACGCAGAGGGACAGAACUGCAUCAGCUACGGAAACCCGUUGCCGUCGCGCUACACCAAGAUCUCAGAGCGCAUUCGACGUAGCGCACCAGGGGAGUUCCAGUGUCAGGUGUUUUGCGGCGGCGCCCAGUGCAAGUACGAGGCGGGUGCCGAUUGGCCAGCACAGGACUGCGCCAUUACUGGCCUCUACUCUCAUUGGAUCACGGACGACAUCCUGGCGAUGGCGAGACCAAACACGGAAGCCAUACUGCGCUACAACAUCAUACAACAGUUCAACGACCACGGCAUUCGGUCCGUCUUCAACCUGCAGCUGCCCGGGGAACACGCUCACUGCGGCAACCCGCUCGAGAGCGGAGGCUUCUCCUACGACCCGCAGGACUUCAUGGACAACGGAGUCUUCUUCUACAACUUCGGAUGGCGCGACUACGGCACCCCGAGCAGCCUGGCGCUGCUGGACAUGGUGAAGGUGAUGGCGUUCGCCCUCACCGAGGGCAAGGUGGCCGUCCACUGCCACGCGGGCCUGGGCAGGACGGGCGUCCUGGUGGCCAGCUACCUGGUGUUCGCCCUGCGCUGCCGGCCGAACGACGCCGUGCGCUUCGUGCGACUCAAGCGCCGCGGCUCGGUGCAGACGCAGAGCCAGAUUGACUGCGUCCAGAAGUUCGCGCAGUUCGUGCUGCCGCUGCUCGUCGUCUACCCCAUCGUGUACACAAGCAGAAAACCGACCAAAGUAGACAAAUACAGGCCUACCAAGGCUACAGAUUUCACCCUCAUUCAGUACCUAGCCAAACAGCGAAAAGUCAUGCAUGGUACGGAGGCGAGGCAUCUGAGGUACAUUCCAAAGAUCUUGUACGCCCUCUGCGAGAGGCUACUCAGGCUGAGUCAGUCCAAGGGUACGCUCAGCACGAGCAGCGUGAAGAGUUCAUCGAGUAGCAGCAUCAGCAGCCGCAGCAGCACGACGGCCGGUUCCACGUCCAGCACGGGCAGCACGGCGCGGUGUCCCAGCUUCGAGCUGACGGAGCUGGACCCCUUCUGGAACUACUUCCUCUCCUCGACCGUCAGCCACGACCGGUGGCGGCCCACGGCCCUGAGCGAGCGCGGCGACUCCGCGGCAACAAGCGGCUCCUCCGUGGCGACGGGCGCCGAGGACAUCCUCACCCCGUCUCCCGACGAUGACGACGACGACGACGAAGAACCGUCGGACACGGACGCUGUCCUGGACUCCCUCCUGAUCGCCGGCCUCGCCGGUCUCUUCGCGUCGACGCCCAAUAGCCCGGAGUUCAGCAGCUACGAGGACGAGGAGUUCGAGGCCAGCGAAGCGGGCUGCAGCAGUCAGGACGACGAGACCCUGACCGAGAACGCCUGCUUCAAGGAGCUGUCGUCGCAGAAGGAGCUACGGGCACGACGAGAAGAUGAAGCCGGGUGCUCGUCGGUGGCCCUGUCCCCGUCGGACGUAGCCUCGGCGCUGCUUCUGGAGCACAAGCUCCUGGGAGCCGCGUACUUGGCUCGGCUGCGGAAGUACCAGCGCGAGCUGAACACCAGGGGCGCUGCGUGGGACAAGCUGAGCGUCGAAGAGGACCCCGUGAUCCUGGCGGGCCUUCUCUGGUUCUGGCUGGACGAACUGAAGGAGCCCGUGCUGAGCAAGCAUGAUUUGACGUCUGUCGUCGUGCGGCCGACGAACCCUGUCGCCGUUCUUCAGAAGCUGAACAAGGCAACCCGCUUCACGACCGAGUACCUCGUGAGAUUCGUCGCGCGGCUACACCUGCCCACACUGGCGGAGAGGCGCAACGUGAUACGACGGCUGACCAGCGCGCUGUGCCACCAGACGCUGUCCAUCGACGGCAUCCAGCGUCCGGCCGUGGCCGGCUGGGCCAAGAUGCGCACCGGCACCGCGGCGCGGGCCACCGAAUUCAUGGAGGUGCUUCACGACGCCGUGAUCGGGGACCCGCCCUCCGUCAGCCACGCCACGCCCACGCAGAAGCAGAACGGGACUCUCACCAACGGUGCUUCCACUUCCGCGGAUAAAAACUUUCGCGGAAUCAACAUCAUGGCGUCGGCGAUCGCCAGGUAGCGGCGGAUGCAGCUGCACACUUCCAAUGCACGGUCAGCUGAAACGGACCAAGCUUUCUUGUCCGUGGAACACCUUCGCGCGCCUCUGGUUCAAAGGUCGAAGCCUCCAGGAGCUGCCGCUCGAGGAGGGUGUAUUAAACGCAAGUGCGCGAAGCUGCGACUGAACUCGCGUGCCGUUUAUUGAUGAUGAUGACUUCGAGCGAGCGGAUCCUUGUUGUGCGGAGGUUCACGGGGAGCUUCGCUGGCUGUGAGACCUUGUACGUGAACUUCCGGGUAUCACUGAGCACGUGACGAUGUUCCAAGUUCUUGGUCUGCCACAUCCACGACUACAUGCGUUUGUGUCGUUCUCGUACAUUAUCGUUCGCAUUCCCACUGUCCCGAAAAGCCAACGUUUUCUAUUUAAUAUAGUUGUUAAGCUUAUCCGUACUCAGGCUUCCGAAACCACGUGCUGCAGGAGACCUAGCAAAGUGAUACACAACUUAAGGCACAUUACAGAAGGCGUUCUGGACGUUUUUCUUAAGCUUGAUUCGUCCCACGAGUUGUACUGAUGGCAGCAAAA